This is a messenger RNA of Cryptomeria japonica (Japanese cedar), 3805 nucleotides long. Its product is annotated as disease resistance protein RUN1. Gene Ontology annotation, biological process: defense response to fungus. Gene Ontology annotation, molecular function: ADP binding. The coding region runs from base 962 to 3769 and encodes 935 amino acids. The transcript is spliced from 5 exons. The record is from RefSeq and is a predicted model, not a curated record. NCBI's taxonomy places the organism in Eukaryota, Viridiplantae, Streptophyta, Pinopsida, Cupressales, Cupressaceae.
UCUCGUACACGUUAUUUCUCCCAUUUUUCUCUAUUUGCUCGCUGUCGUACCAUUGCCUCCUAUCCUUCAUCCCCUGCGUCUCUCUGUUUUUCAUAUUCUCUGCUCUUCCAUGGCAACGCCCAAUGAGAGUAGAAAUGCCUUUGAGGAGGUUGUGCCGCCAUCUGCAUCUGCAUCAUCUUCAAAUCCAGCGAAGAAAGGAAAAAGGGUGCCAUUCGAUGUGUUCAUAAACCAUCGUGGACCUGACACCAAGCACACGCUGGCCGCCUCCAUCUACGAUACCCUGAAAUCCAUGGGACUUGAAGUUUUCUUGGAUGAACCAGAGCUUGAACUGGGCGAUUUCAUACCAUUUGAGAUACAAGAGGCCAUGACUACUUCUUUCCUUCAUAUUGCCAUACUUUCGCCCAAAUAUGCAGAAUCUCCUUGGUGCUUGGCCGAAUUGUCAUUUAUGCUCAAAACUGGCAGGCCAGUUAUUCCUGUCUUCUACAAAGUUGAUCCCGGUGAUAUCCGCUGGACUGCCAAAGGAAAAGGAGUCUACACUCAAGCAUUUUCCAAACAUAAGGAAAAUGGCAGAUACAGUUUAGAAAAACUAGAGGAUUGGAAAGUGGCGCUGCAAAACGUUACAUUUCUUACUGGCCAUAUUGUCAAGGAGAAUGAUGAUGAAGGAAAAGAGAAGUUGUUGAAGGCUAUUAAAGACUACAUAAAGAAGCACUCUCAAAAGAUCCCAUUAAUGGUGGCCAAUUAUCCUGUUGGUCUUGAUGAAAUAUUACAAGACUUUGAAAGAAAUGUAUUUGACUCUUCUGAAAACAUCAAAAUUGUAGGGAUUGUUGGGAUGGGUGGGUGUGGUAAAACUACACUAGCAAAAUAAUACUAUAAUAAGACAAGAUUUUCCAUCUAUAAAUGCAGUUUUAUUCACAAUGUGCGGGAUGGGCCUAAAAAUGAUUUAUACAAGAAGCAAAAAAAGAUGCUACAAAAGCUUGGUUUUAAUGAUGGAGAAAAAAUCGAUAAUGUAGAAAAUGGAAAGGCAAUUUUAGUGGAGCAUUUGAGAUCUGUUCAAGUGUUUAUUAUUUUGGAUGAUGUAGACCAUCAAGAUCAAUUGGACUCUCUUUUGCCAAUAAAAGAUAGUUUUGGACAAGGUAGUGUGAUUGUUGUAACAAGUCGAGAAUCCAAGGUUCUCACAUCAUGGGGAAUCUCCUCCAUUUAUAAGAUGAAAGAAUUAAAUCCCAAACAUGCAAUGGAGCUUUUUUGCUGGCAUGCUUUCCGACAACCCUCUUCUGUAAAUGGAUUUGAAAAUCUUGUUCAAAAGUAUUUAGAAAUCUGUAAAGGAUUGCCUUUAUCUCUUAAAGUAUUAGGACGACUAGUUCAUGGAAUGUCCGAGGGUUAUUGGUAUUCUCAAUUAAACAAGGUCUCCAGAGUAUUGCCAAAAGACAUUAAAAGCAUACUAAAAUUGAGCUUUGAUGCACUAGAUGAGGAAGAAAAAGAGAUUUUCUUAGAUAUAUCUUGUUUCUUUAUAGGAAUAGAAGAACAACUGGCCAUCAAUGUGUGGGAUGGGUGCGGAUGGAGUGGGCUGCAUAGUUUGGUAAUACUUAAGAAUAAGUGUCUGGUUGAGCUCGAUGAGUGGAACUGCAUAACAAUGCAUGAUCAUCUGAGGGAUUUGGGAAAAGAAAUUGAAUUGGCAAAAGAAAAUGAUAAAUCUCCCUAUCGUCUUUGGUCACCACAGCGAAUUCGUGACAUUGAAAUAGAGGGGCAGGAAGGCGUGCGGAUUCGGGGGAUUCGAGGGAUUCAAGCGGAAACAGACGAGUUUUAUGAAGAAUGUAUGGAGCUUGUGGAGCUUGUGAGAGGAUCAGGUAAAAGGUUUAAGCGACAAUUAGAAAUCGUGAUUGUCAAAAACAACUAUUUUACAGAAGAAUUAGCCACACUAUCAGCAGGCCUUCUCUGGCUGCGAUGGUUCAAUUUUCCGCACACAGCUCUUCAGUCAUGGCUUCCGUUAAAGAAGUUAAGAGUUUUAGAGCUUCACGAUGGUGACAAAUUGGAAGAACUGUGGAGCGAGACUGCCGAUCCUCCUGUGCAGUUGAGAGAACUGAUUAUCUCCCAUGCCCAGAAUUUCCUGAAAUUUCCCAGCUCAAUAGGACGUCUAGAGCAUUUGAAAAAGAUAUCCUUGGGCCGCACAUGGGCCCCAUGGGCUCAACCUCCAAUGGAAGGUCUACCAGAAGAGUUUUGCCGACUCUUAUCGCUGGAGCACCUCGAGUUAAGAAGAUGUAAGAAUCUAAAAUCGCUGCCUAGCAAGUUCGGCGAUUUGAAAAAUCUGCGGCAUCUAGAUUUGAGAUGCACUGGGCUGAUGAUGUUGCCAGCUUCAUUUAAGCAACUUGUAAAUCUGCAAUAUAUUAAUUUUACUGGUUGCUCCGAGCUCACCUUGCAGCUGGACAUUCUUGAAAAUAUGACAAAUCUAGAGGCAAUGGAGGUUAAUGGAUGUGAAUUGCAGGUGUUGCCUACUCAAAUUACAAAUCAGGGAUCACUCAAAAAGCUCGAAGUGGGCUCCACAAGUUUAAUAGAAUUACCAAAUAACAUUGGUCAACUGAGCAAAUUGGAAGAGCUGAUAAUUGGAAGCAGUUCGUUGAAAACUUUGCCAUCUUCUAUGGGGAAUUUGUACUCCUUGACUAGCCUCGAAAUUUGUUCUGAGAAGUUGGAAUCCUUACCAGAAGCACUUACACAGCUUACAAGCCUUCAUAAACUGCAUAUUCGGGAGUGCCCACUAAAAGAAUUGGAUAUCCUGUCGGGGUGCUCUUCUUCUUCGUUGUGCAGCCUCAAAUAUAUAAGUGUAGCAGGGACUCUUGUGUCGAGGAUAUCAUUCUCUCAACAAUGUUGCCCCAGCCUGGAAUCAGUGGUGGUCACAGAAUUCAGAAAUCACCAGUUAGUAGAGAUAGAUAGCUUGCCGACAUCAGUGAAGACCUUAGAGUUGAUAACAUGUGAAAAGCUAAAAAGCAUAAGCGGUGUCAGUGGUCUGGUAAACCUUGAAAAGCUGGUUUUAAGUAAGUGUGGGGAGGCAUUAGAAGAGCUUCCAAAUUUUGAGGAACUAGUCUCACUCAAAGAAUUUACAAUCACAGAAUGUGCUGAACAGCUGAAGAUGAUACAAGGCUUAGAAUAUUGCAGAUCAUUGGAGACGUUGAUAGCGCACACUUGGUGGAAGGCACCACUUAUAAAGAGUCUGGAGAAUAACGAGAGUUUGAGAAGAGUAGAGCUCUUAGCAUGGAACGACGUAUCUGCAUUACAAACUUGCCUUCAAACUAUAAAGAAAAGGAAAUGGCCAUCAGAAUGUAUAAUCUGUGGAAGAACAGGGAGUGGUGUGGAGGCGACUCUGAGGUCUUUGAGCUUCCCGGGUCUCACUGUGUUUGAGUCAUGCUUGCGGGAGAAUACUGGUCUGUAUGGAGACCAACAUACAUUCAAAUGUGGGCAGAGGCGUUCCUCCAACGUGGCAGUGAUGUUGUUCUUUGUUAUAAAUUCCAUUUCUCAUUACACCUAUGUUCAUUUGUGGAAGGACCGCUCGGUAACCCAGUCUAUGAGGAUGAGAGCAGGGAAAUGGGUAUGGGUAGGUGUUUUCACACAAUCUUCCCCUUUGGGAUGGGAAGAGGAAUUUGCACUGCAGAAGACGGGUAAGAAUGUACCAGAUGAAGAAGACAUGGGAUUGUUAAUGAUGGGCGAAGAAGAAAGAGUUGUGGAAGCCUUUUACCAAUUAUUACAAUAUUUGGGGAACCAUGUGACACUCAAUCAAUGAAAAAUAUAAGAUUCAAAUAAAUUAUUUGAAAAUAAA